AACGACAGAUAUUUUGAAAUUUGGUCAGCGAUGGUUUGUUGUUUCUUCAUCCGUUCGGAUGGGAAGAAAGAGGGUGACAGUUUACUAGUGGGUGCGGUCUGAAGGUUGCAGCGUCUAUUCAGUGUCUGCCCCGCUGCCUGAGGCCUGUUGGAGAGAGAUGGCGUUGAAGAACGCCGUGCUCGCGGCCUGUGUCUCUCUGGUGCUAGUGGCCGUCGUCGGAGCCAUAACAAGAGCUGAAAAACAGCACUACAAAAACAAAGUGGUAGAGAUGUUCUUCCACGCCUAUAACUCUUACAUGAACUUUGCGUACCCUGCGGACGAGCUGAUGCCCCUGUCAUGUAAGGGCAGAGUGAGAGGUGUUGACAGAAGCAGAGGCUCCGUGGACGAGGCCCUGGGGAGCUUCUCUCUGACUCUGAUUGACUCACUGGACACUUUGGCAGUGCUUGGGGCACUGGAUGAGUUCAGUGAAGCGAUUCAGCUGGUUCUGAGAGACGUUCGCUAUGACAGCGACCUCGUGGUCUCCGUCUUCGAGACCAACAUCAGAGUCUUGGGAGGUCUCCUAGGAGCCCAUUUUGCAGCGGUGGCACUCAAGGAGAAAGGUCACCACCAGUUGUCGUGGUAUUCGGACCAGCUGUUGGAGAAGGCGGAGGAGGUCGGCCAGAGGUUGCUACCUGCCUUCAACACCUCCACUGGCCUCCCUUACCCCAAGAUCAAUCUACUGAGAGGCAUGGAGUAUGGAGAUGUGGACAAGACGACGUGCACUGCUUGUGCCGGGACCAACAUCCUCGAGUUUGCAGCCCUCAGUCGGCUCACUGGCAACGCCGCAUACGAGACGAAGGCUCGUAGGUCUAUGGAAGCCAUAUGGAUGGCUCGACACAGAGGUCACGACCUCGUGGGGACCACCAUUGACAUCAACAACGGGCAGUGGACCAGGAAAGACAGCGGGGUGGGUGCUGGUAUUGACUCUUACUAUGAGUACUGCCUCAAGUACUACAUUCUACUAGGAGACACUGAAUACCUACACAGAUUCAAUAAGCACUAUACAGCCAUAAAGAAGUACAUAUCCAACGGUCCACUGCUAGUAGAUGUCAACAUGGCCGCUCCCAACAAGAUGUCUCGUAGCUUCAUGGAUUCCCUUCUCGCCUUCUGGCCUGGACUCCAGGUCCUGUGGGGUGACAUUGGAGCUGCCAUCCACACCCACGACAUGCUGUACCACGUCACACAGAGACACAACUUCCUUCCUGAGGCCUUCACACUGGAUUUCAAGGUCCACUGGGGCCAGCAUCCUCUGAGACCCGAAUUCAUUGAGAGCACCUACUUCCUCUAUAUGGCAACUGGGGAUCCUUACUAUCUCGACGUGGGGAAGACGGUGAUCGACAAUCUCAACGAACACGCUCGCGUCUACUGCGGGUUUGCUGGAAUCAAAGACGUCAAGUUGAACACGCACGAAGACAGAAUGGACUCGUUUGUUCUGGCGGAGACAUUCAAGUAUCUCUACCUCCUGUUCUCGGAGGAGGAGGACCUUGUGUUGGACAUGGACGACUUUGUCUUCAACACUGAGGCUCAUCUCUUCCCGCUCUCUCUGGCCACCUCUCCUCUUCCUCCCUCUCCCUCCUCCACAACCUCUCCCUCUUCAUCCGUGUACGUUAAUGCCACCGAGUCGACUGACCAAUCAGGAGGCCCCGACGCUGCCACACCCACUGAUGUCGGGGGCAACGAGAGCGUGGUGAUGACGCGACCUCUGGUGUGCCAGAAGGACAGUUUCGCUGCUCCCUACAUCCAGGCCGAUCGCUACCGGAGGAUGAUGCUGCAGCAGUGCACUGUCUCCAGAUUUGGCAUACGGCCUCCUCCUCAGAGGAAGAGGAGUGACGGGUCGGUGUACCAAUCUCGUCUCUCGGUCAGCAGUCUCGACUUCAGCGAUCGAGAACAGUUGAGUCUGCUCAAAGACAUGGGGAUCGUGAUCCAGGCCAUGUCCGAUGGCCGCGUUCAGAUCUCUCACACCAUGCAGCUGGCCCGUAACCAGGAGGAUGCGGAGGAGGGUUGGUACCUAAUGCAGGAGAUCAUCAAAGCCAUGGAUGCCCAGAGGGCCAUGGGUGGAGGAGGAGGAGGAGGUGGAGGGACAAGGGAGGCCAAGCAGGUGUGGAUUCUCUCACCAGACGUAGAGGACGACAAGAUUGCCGUGGGACCUGCUCUGUUUGGACCUGACCUCGGGGGAGACAAGGACUACCAGGUAGCAGCAGGGCUGGUGAUACUGGAGGAGAGCUCGAAGGCCUGUUCCACUCUCCCUGGAGACCUGGGGCUGAGCGGGAAGAUCGUCCUCAUCCCCCGAGGCGGCUGCCUCUUUGUACAGAAGGUACGCGAGGCUCAGAAAAUGGGAGCAGUUGGCGUCAUCAUUGAAGACAAUGUACUGACAGAUCAUAACGCUGACUCCUUGCCCCAAACCUUCUCCAUGAGUGGAGAUACCACAUCGGGCGAUAUUCAGAUACCGUCGGUCUUCAUGUUGGCAGAGGACGGAGCGAGACUCAGGGACGUCGCGGCUACCAGCUAUGGGGAAGAGGUGUUUGUUCUGCUCACCUGGACGAGGAAGAAGGGGGAGGAGGGGGGAGAGGAGGAGGAGGGGGAGGAGGAGGGGGGAGGAGGGUCAGGGUGAAGGGAGUGACAGUUGGAAAAGGACAGCAGCGGGGGACAGCAAUAGGCAAUCUUCACCUUCUCACAGCUCAUAUGAUGAAAAUUCAAAUCAUUAGUACACUGCAUUUUUAUCUAUUGUUGCACUGAUCGAUGAUUAAUAACAGAGCAUAUUAUUUGGAAACACUAACGGAAUGUGGUGAUGAUUGCAAUAA
This is a messenger RNA of Geodia barretti, 2840 nucleotides long. Lineage: Eukaryota; Metazoa; Porifera; Demospongiae; Tetractinellida; Geodiidae. The record is from the annotation of a GenBank genome assembly.